CACGCGUUAUUAAUUUUACUUUUCUACUUUCAAACACAUAUAUAUAUGACUAUAUGGUUUCUUCUCAAUUCUAUUCUGAUCUUCCUCUCACUUUUGUUUUGUUUGUUCAAGAGACCAUAUAUGUCUUUCAUUUUAGGGAACUCAUAAUAAAUUCUUGUGUUAUUUUUCUUCCUCUACUUCCUUUGAUUGUGAUUGUGAUUUUGCGAUAAUAAUUAAGGAUGGAAGGAUACAAGCGACUUUUUGAGCAUAUAGAUGAGAAUGGAGAUGGGAAAAUAUCAGUAUUGGAGUUGCAACAAUGUGUGGAUUUGAUCAUAGGCAAAGACGUAUUGUUGUUUGAGGAGGCAGAGGCAGCCAUUGUGGCCCAUGACUCGGAUAACGAUGGGUUAUUAGAUUUUGAUGAUUUUAUGAGAUUAGUAGAAGAUGGAGGGACGAAAGAAGAGAAAGAGCGCGAGUUAAAGGAGGCGUUUAGGAUGUAUGAGAUGGAAGGAUGUGGAUGCAUAACGCCAGAGAGUUUAAAGAGAAUGCUUCAUAGGUUAGGGGAGAAGAAGAGUGUUGAUGAGUGCAGAGGAAUGAUAGGUAGAUAUGAUAUCAAUGGUGAUGGUUUGCUCAAUUUUGAAGAGUUUGUUAUUAUGAUGUGUUGCUAGUUAUUAGUUACAUAUCAAUCCUAUUAUUAUUUUUUAAAGCAUAGUUUAAUUUGUUACUUUUUUAUUGGUAAA
This is a messenger RNA of Solanum lycopersicum (tomato), 716 nucleotides long. Its product is annotated as putative calcium-binding protein CML19. NCBI's taxonomy places the organism in Eukaryota, Viridiplantae, Streptophyta, Magnoliopsida, Solanales, Solanaceae. The record is from RefSeq and is a predicted model, not a curated record. Gene Ontology annotation, molecular function: calcium ion binding.